CAAUUUUUUAUGCAUAAUUACAGAUAUUCUGUCCAGUUGAGUUGAGUUCAUCUUCAUCUUCAUCUUCAUCUUUCUUACAGAGUCAUACAGAAACAAAGAGCAUGAAAAGUAAAUGCUUUUACUGUUUCUUGUUCUUGAUUUUUCUGGGUUUUCAAGAUUGUUGUGAGGGAAGGUGGUUGUUAGCUUCACCAAAACCUGACAGAGAUAAUGCUGCUGGUUAUGCUCGUUGGUUGGUCUCCCAGAGUAGCUGGGGGAUUUUAAGUACAAUAUCAAUGGAAUUGGGAGGAUCACCAUUUGGGAAUGUUGUUUCAUUUAGCGAUGGGGUAGUGGACAAAAGCACUGGCAUCCCCUAUUUCUACUUGACAACCCUCGAUCCCACCGCAAGAAAUGCAUUGAAAGACCAUCGGUCCUCCCUCACAAUCAGUGAGAAUCCGCUCGGAACUUGUGGAAAUGCGGAUCCAGAGAACCCUGUUUGUGCAAAAAUCACACUCACAGGAAAGUUGGUACUGCUUGAUGCAAACUCCAAAGAGUCGAAAUUUGCUCAAACUGCCUUGUUCACAAAGCAUCCAGAGAUGAAAGGGUGGCCUCAGAGUCAUAACUUCCGGAUCUUCAAACUUAAGAUCGAAAACAUAUUCAUGAUUAACUGGUUUGGCGGCCCUAAACCUCUCACUGUUGGUCAAUACCUCAAAUACGAAAUGUGAGUAUCAAAGCUCUAUAUUGUGUUCACAAUUUGUAUGUCAAAAGUUCCUAAAGGUAUACACUGUGUACUGAAAAAUCAUCUGUGAUAAUGAAUAAGCCUUACUUCAUAUCGUAA
Gossypium raimondii (Peruvian cotton) is the source of this 814-nucleotide messenger RNA. RefSeq lists its product as uncharacterized. Bases 102 to 701 code for a protein of 199 amino acids. The transcript has 5 exons. The record is from RefSeq and is a predicted model, not a curated record. NCBI's taxonomy places the organism in Eukaryota, Viridiplantae, Streptophyta, Magnoliopsida, Malvales, Malvaceae.